AUGGGUUGCAAGGAAAGCUCGUUGCGUUCCGCUGGUACGAACGAGAAAAAUGGGGCCGAUGCCGCAAAAACGGGAUACAGCGUCGAAAAAGCGGAGCGUCCCAAAUCCAAAUCCAAAUCCAAAUCAUCACUUUGCAAUACCGAUCAUGCAUCGUCGCUCUCGCAGUCAUCGACCUCAGAGAAGAAUAGAGGCUCCCCGGUCUCGGCGCGCCAAGACAAGGACAAGCCGCUUCCUCCGCAUGACCCGUUGGGUGAUGGAAGAGGAGCCCCGGACAGUAUGCAGCUCGUUCCUUUUAUGGCAGAUGAGGCCAAUGGCAUUCACGCGGACUAUGAUUACAUCGUGUCAACUGAUAGUAGCACGUCCAGUACUCCGCAAUUGUUUCGGGUUGAGCCUAAGCGUAUCGUUCCGCAGGGGGAAGGCACAUGGGAGUGGUGGUACGAACAGGUGGAAAGGCUACGUGUAACAAAAGAUAACAGCUCCCGUGUCAGACUUCAAGACGUUCCGAAUCGGCUUACGCGGCAAUAUGAUGCUAACAAGAACCAGGUUGAGUUGGACCUGAGCUGGUGCUAUAUGGAGCGUGCAGCUCCGUACGUUCUUGGGCGGCUGUUUGCCAGCCCUUACCUGGGCGAGCUCCGCUGGGUGACCGCGCUUCGACUGGAUGGUAACUACUUCACUGAUGACGGAUUUGGCAACAUGCUUGCCGUGAUGGGGGCGGCAAAUGAAAGGCAGGUUGUUUUUCCACUCUUAAAAAAUUUGUACCUCAACAGCAUGAAUCUCGAUCACUGCAGUGUUCAUGGUUUUUUUUUCUACUUGUUCCCCGUGGAUGCAGCUCUUGCCGCCAGACAACCAUCAUCAUCGAGCAUUGCAGGCGAGGCAGCUGGACUCCCAGCGGAGGCGUACAUGCCAUUUCAUGAAGCGCCACGCGUUCCUUUGUUUCCAUCGUUAGAGGUACUGAGUCUAUGCGACAACCCGAGUAUAGGAAACCGUGGUUUGGCAGAAAUACUUCGAUGGUUUAUGGCACCCCAUUACCAGCGGAGGAUUUUACCCGUAUUGGACCUCUCACGCUGCGGAAUUAACGAGGUGGGGGUGGGCUACAUCAAUGAAUAUCUCACGCAGCUCUCACUGGCAGCGAAGGAGGGAGAUUGCGUUGUCAUUGCUAGACGUGUGGUUCUCUUUGGUAACCGGCACAGCUGCAGUGGCGGCAGUAGCAGCAGCGGCAGCCUCCACGCUAGGAAUAACGCGGAGCCGGAUGUCACACUUUUGAUGUGA
Molecule: messenger RNA, 1269 nt
Organism: Trypanosoma rangeli
Lineage: Eukaryota; Euglenozoa; Kinetoplastea; Trypanosomatida; Trypanosomatidae
Exons: 1
Coding region: 1-1269 (422 amino acids)
Source: RefSeq, a predicted model, not a curated record